Molecule: messenger RNA, 1974 nt
Organism: Dendrobium catenatum
Lineage: Eukaryota; Viridiplantae; Streptophyta; Magnoliopsida; Asparagales; Orchidaceae
Product: receptor like protein 29
Exons: 1
Coding region: 263-1690 (475 amino acids)
Molecular function (GO): protein binding
Source: RefSeq, a predicted model, not a curated record
UAGUCUCGUCAAACUGAUCGAUCACGCUCUUCCUCCAAAAGCAUCUUCUUUUCCUCAUCAGCCCUAAACCCUAACCCUAGAAAUAUACAAAUAUUCUCUCCAGCUUUUUUCUUUUUUUCGUAUUUUACAGUUCAUGAAUUCAAAGAGAAAAAAAUUGUAGUGGAAAAGCCAGCCCUCGUCACAUCCAUCAUUUAUACAGUAACCCUUUCUCUUUAAAUGGGACUUUUCACUCCACUCUAAUCAUUCACUGCUCCCCUUCUCCAUGGCUGCCAGAAUCAUCUUUCUCUUUCUGCUCGCCUUCCUUCCUUGUUCUGUUUCUGUUUUCCACUCGCCGGCGAUGCCAGUGGAUGAGCUCGUUGCGCUCCUGGACCUCGUUGGCGGCCUUGUUGCGGAACCUGGCUGGGCUGAGCUUCACCCGCAUCCCUGCACUGACACCCCGUGGCCUGGGAUCCAAUGCGAGGCUGCUGCCGGCGACGCGGGCAUUCUCCAUGUCACCGGAAUCCACGUGGGCGCUGACGUCUCCCCUUCCCCACCCUGCAAGCCCUCUGCUUUUCUCUCCCCUGAUGCUCUUCUCCAUCUCCCAUUCCUCAAAACCUUCUCUCUCUUUGGCUGCUUCCUGUCCCCCAACUCUGUCUCUCUCCCUCCAUCCAUUUUCACCAACUCCUCCUCUUUGGAGCAACUGGUUCUAGACGCAAACACGGGCCUGACUGGCGAAAUCCCCAGCUCUGUAUCCAAACUGAAAAGACUCAGAGUGCUCUGCCUCUCACAGAAUGCCUUCCAUGGCGUCAUACCAGAGGAGAUCGGAAGCUUACGGAGCUUGCAGGAGCUGGACCUCAGCUAUAAUCGUUUCCGCGGGGAGAUACCAGUGGAGAUUGGCGAGCUUUCCAGCCUCCGCAUUAUCGACCUUUCCUCCAAUGAGCUGCAGGGGGAGCUCCCUGCUUCUAUUGGCUGCCUGCAUUCUCUUCAGAAGAUCGAUUUCAGCCUCAAUUAUCUCUCAGGCAGAGUUCCUCCGGAGCUCGGAGAGUUGAAGGAUUUAGUUCUGCUGGACUUGAGCAAUAAUAACUUAACUGGACCGUUGCCUGAUCAUCUCUCCAAAUUGAACGAAUUAGAGUAUUUUCUGAUGGAAAACAACCCACUCAAUACCAGCAUUCCACUAUUUCUUGGUGGUUUGAAAAAGUUGCAGGUGAUUGGGAUCUCAGGGUGUGGGCUUUUAGGAUCCAUCCCUUCAUUCUUUGCAUCUUUGGUUAGCCUCACUGCUCUCUCACUGGAUAAAAACAGUCUAAACGGAUCAGUUCCAGAAAGUCUGGAAUCACUUCCCAAACUUGGUCAGCUCAACUUAAGCCAGAACCAACUAAGCGGAGAAAUCGGCUUCUCUGAGGAGUUUGUGAGGAGACUGGGGAAGAGAUUGGAUGUGAGAGAUAACCAUGGUUUGUGUACAAAAGUCCACAAGUAUCAGGAAAACUCCUUUAAUCUUGAAGCGCCUCCUUGCUUGGGUUCAACGGUUAAUAACGGUCGAAUUGGAAACAAGAGCUUGGGAGGAAACAAUGGCGAUGAAGAAACUGGUGAUCUCAAAAUAAAACCUUCUUCGAAUGGUAAUGGAGGAACUGGUUCAUGGCACGAGCUUGGUCUAAUUUUCCUCGGGCAGUUGAGUCUUCAGGCAAUGGCCAUAGUGAUGACUUUGGCUGUAUGAGAGCUGUAUUGUUGCAGUGGAGAAAAGAUUGGAGACUGCCAUUUCUUUGAAGAGAACUCACUGUAUGUCUCUGCUUUGGCUGCCAUGCUGCAAUAUUUAGCUAUUAUUUUGUUGGGAAGUAGACAAGAAGUUGUGGAGCUCGGGUUUGGAAACUUGAAAGGGUAGCAGCUUCACGUAAAGUACAGAUCAGAAAUCAGAAAGUGCCAAACUUUGUCUUGUUUAUGUUGGAAGUAUGGGUCAUUUGGUGGUAUUUCUGUGCAUUUAAAUAUUUGAGCCAAUUUUGA